GCAUUCACGGCUGCUGACGACCCUCAUCUGUAUCAUACUGUCAUCUCGCACACGCUAGACAACAACUAUAAUCAUGAGCUUCUUCCGGUCGAACCAGCCUUCACAACCCCCUCCGCCUGGCCAAUACUCCCGCGUUCCCCCAGCUGACCCCAUGCGGAGCGGUCCACAAAGGGUUCCUGCGCCCCGCUACGAUGACCCUAAUGGAUUUGAGAAACGUUCUUACGAUAGGAAGCCGCCACCGCCUGCACGCGGAGGCGGAGGAGGAGUCUUCUCAGUCCAGGGCUCCCCUAGUGAUCAGGCAGCCUUCUCGAACUGUCUCAUUGUCAACCCCCAGGACUUUCCGCAAGGCCAGCAUGUCCUUGUAAAGCAACAAUUCCCCCUCACGACUCGUCAUGACAACACUGGAAAGGUGCCUCCAGGUGCCAUCGGUGCAUCUGCGACGCAACGCCAAUGGAUCGGUCUCUCGCUGACCGGCGACACCGUAACGAUCGAGCCCUUCCCCCAACCCCCUCCCUACCUCGAGUCCAUCGACGUCGAAGUCGGCUUCCUCAAGCGUGGGCAUGAGAUUGCAGAGGCCUUUUCCGCUGACGAGAUGGCCCAAAACUUCCUCCGCGCGUUCAACGGGAUCGUCUUUGCGACCGGGGAGAUCCUGCUCUUCGAGUUCCACGGGCAGACGCUCAAGGCGACGGUUAAGGGCGUCCAGGUCGUGGAGCUCCCCGGGCAGCGCAGCAAUGCGACGUAUUACGGCAUCGUCAUGGAGAAGACGGAUGUCAGUUUUCUGAAAGCCUCGGACAGUGCGAUCAAGCUCAAGUCGAGCGCGCGCAAGGCGCCGCCGAACGCGAUCCUCGCGCCGAACUUCAAGUUCGAGGAUAUGGGUAUUGGCGGUCUCGACCAGGAGUUCAGCGCGAUCUUCCGUCGUGCGUUCGCUUCGCGUGUCUUCCCGCCCGCGCUCGUCGAGAAGCUUGGCAUCUCGCACGUCAAGGGUAUCCUCCUGUAUGGUCCUCCAGGUACUGGCAAGACGCUGAUGGCACGUCAAAUCGGGAAGAUGCUGAACGCACGCGAGCCCAAGAUCGUCAACGGUCCUGAGAUCUUGAACAAAUAUGUCGGCGCUUCAGAAGAGAAUAUCCGGAAGCUCUUCGCCGAUGCUGAGAAGGAGUACAAGGAGAAGGGCGAUGAAAGUGGCCUGCAUAUCAUCAUCUUCGAUGAGUUGGAUGCCAUCUGCAAGCAGCGUGGCAGCACCGGGGGUGGAACUGGUGUUGGCGACAGUGUGGUCAACCAGCUUCUCUCCAAGAUGGAUGGUGUCGACCAACUCAAUAACAUCCUCAUCAUCGGCAUGACCAACCGUCUCGACAUGAUCGACGAGGCUCUCCUCCGUCCUGGCCGUCUCGAAGUGCAUAUGGAGAUCUCCCUCCCUGAUGAGAAAGGCCGUGUUCAGAUCCUCACUAUCCACACCGCCAAAAUGCGCCAGAACGGCAUCAUGGACGAUGACGUAGACAUCAUGGAACUCGCUGCGCUCACGAAGAACUUCUCCGGCGCUGAGAUUGCGGGUCUCAUCAAGAGCGCGACGAGUUUUGCAUUCUCUCGGCACGUCAAGGUCGGUACCCUCGCGGGCAUCUCAGACGACGUGGAGAAUAUGCGGGUGAACCGAGGCGACUUCAUGAAUGCCCUCGAGGAAGUCACGCCUGCGUUCGGUGUGGCGAAGGAGGAGCUCGAGCAGGUCGUUCAGAAUGGCAUCAUCCAUCACGGGCCCGUUGUCGACGAGAUCCUCCGCUCUGGGGAGCUCUUCGUGGACCAGGUACGCACGUCGACGCGGACACCGCUCGUCAGCGUGCUCUUGCACGGGCCUCCUGGAUCAGGGAAGACGGCGCUCGCUGCGACCAUCGCGCAGGCGUCGCAAUUCCCGUUCAUGAAGCUGCUCACGCCCGACAGUAUGGUCGGCUUCUCAGAGGCGCAGAAGGUUGCUACCAUUGCAAAGGUCUUCCAGGACAGUUACAAAAGUCCUCUGAGCGUCAUUGUCGUCGAUAACCUAGAGCGUUUGCUCGACUUCACGCCCAUCGGACCUCGCUUCUCUAACUCGGUGCUUCAGACUCUGAUGGUGCUGCUUGCGCGCCGACCGCCAAAGGGUCGUCGUCUACUGAUCCUCGCAACCUCUUCGCUCCGGCCUGUUCUUACCGACCUCGGCUUGUCUGAGACCUUCGACGCCGAAUUGCGCGUGCCUCCAAUCACCUCGCUCCGGGCGCUGGGGACCGUCCUCAAGGAGGUUGCGCUCUUCCCCUCGGACGAGGAGCGCCGCCACGCCAUUUCCAUGCUCGCACAAGCCGGCUUCGGGGACACGGAAGACGAGGAGACGUCGCGUCUGAACGUCGGCAUCAAGAAGCUGCUGAGCAUGAUCGAGAUGGCGAGACAGGAGCCAGAAGCGACCGCGGAGCGGCUGACCAACGCGCUCAUGGGCUUGGGUAUGUGAUUGGUACGAGAGGGACUGGGCACGUUCCAGGAUGGACGGACGGACUUGCGUUGUCAAGAGAUGUAAGCGCAUUGUAUGGGUAGACCUUGAGAUAGAAUGUGUUUGAGCUCCCGAACCUGCAAUGGAUGCAGGAAGGUGAACUAGUGACAUUUUUUUG
Molecule: messenger RNA, 2621 nt
Organism: Dichomitus squalens LYAD-421 SS1
Lineage: Eukaryota; Fungi; Basidiomycota; Agaricomycetes; Polyporales; Polyporaceae
Product: vesicular-fusion protein SEC18
Exons: 7
Coding region: 74-2464 (796 amino acids)
Biological process (GO): Golgi to plasma membrane protein transport; intra-Golgi vesicle-mediated transport; SNARE complex disassembly
Cellular component (GO): Golgi stack
Molecular function (GO): ATP binding; ATP hydrolysis activity
Source: RefSeq, a predicted model, not a curated record